Messenger RNA from Aspergillus alliaceus, 676 nucleotides. RefSeq lists its product as uncharacterized. The record is from RefSeq and is a predicted model, not a curated record. The transcript has a single exon. Bases 275 to 568 code for a protein of 97 amino acids. Lineage: Eukaryota; Fungi; Ascomycota; Eurotiomycetes; Eurotiales; Aspergillaceae.
AGAAGUAACAAUCACGGUGACUUACAUCUUUUACGUUCCGCCAUACGAUGCUCAAAGAAAAAAGAUAGAAACAAAAAUCCCCAAUAAAAGCCACUUCCACACUCUCAAUCCUAAAAGACAGAACAAAUCCAGCAUUUUCCCCCUACCUGCCUCAUUUCUCUCUCCUUUUUCCCAUCUCUCUGUCCCUCUCUUUGCUCUCUCCUCUCUCUCCUCCUCCCUCCCAACAACAAUAGUCUCACCUCCCCAUUCCCAAACCCCUCCUGUCCAGAUAAAAAUGCCAAAUAAAAACUACCUACUCCAUAACUACCUUCUUCCUAUACCUCGCACACCUACACCUAAAACAAAACCGCGUGCUCUUCACCCUCACAAACCGCGUCAACCGCCCACGAUAGCACCGCGGAUUACGCUUAGAGACGCCCUCCCAAUCAUCCCAAAUUACCUUCUUGUUGCACCUUCCGCAACCAUAGUACUAUCUGCCUCUAUUACCAUUCCUAUUGCCAUAGACCUGUUUUCGUUUCAUGGAAUGACCAUAGCAUUUAGGCCUUUUGCCUGCGAAGAGUCGGCCUGACCGGAGACUUGUUCGGGCGAUUUGUCGGGGGAGAAGUUGGUUGCACAUUUUUUUUUGUCAGGCUUUGGGCUAACACUGCACGAUCGGAGGGGUAAAGGGGAAACGGAG